AUGGCGACUCGGUUUGGUAAAAAGACCAAGAAAUGCAAACAAUGCAAAGGAGAUAUUUGCAUUCAUGAAACUUCGAAACAAAAGGAAUCUCUGCCAUUCGGACCCAGCAUAGCAGAGCAAUGCAUGGACAUUUUGGACAAACUACUGAAGGACAAAGAAGGAACCCCGGAAGAUAUUCUGAAACUGGCAACACAAGAUCAGCUGUUUCAGAUCGGGAUGGAUCCUCUUUGUCUCGUGGCUGCAAUGGGCAACGUCGACGUGAUGCGUCGAUUUCUGGACGCAGGUUCAAAUGUGAAUGUGAGGUCAUCAGCGGAUGCCAGUACCCCACUGAUGUUGGCUGCUCAAAAUCGACACACAGAGAUGGCCGAGCUCCUUCUCAAACACGGUGCUGACGUCACGGCGGUCAACAUGGAAAAGAACAAUUCCUUUUGCAUAGCUGUGAGGACUGGAGACGCCAAGCUUGUGAACGCUCUUUGGCCUUACCGCGGGAGCCUGGACAUCAAUCACGCCAACUCAGAGGGUCAAACUGCCCUUCACUUUGCUGCCGAAAAGUUGUGGGAAGCUUGUGUCGGCUUCCUACUGACUAACGGAGCACAGAUCAAUAGACAGAACAAUGAAGGGUUGACACCACUGAUGAUCGCCGCAAUGAAAGGCGAUGCCAAAACUGUAGAAAAAUUCCUGUCAUUAGGUGCCGACUACCUCUUAGAAGAUUAUGCUGGAAUGACGGCAGUUUGCUGGGCUUUCGACUCCCAGAAAUUUGAUUCGUUCAAUUUGAUACUCAGCAAGAUGUCACCCAAGGAUAAAGAACAGUUUAUCAAGAGUCGCACAGAAAGGAUGAAAACUCCUUCUUGUGAACACGACAUUGAGAACGAAAUGGCUUUUUACGAGGACAUACUAAUUCCGAUGUUCAAACGCCUUGCCACUAUGAAGGAGUUCCGCGACGCCAUUUUAAAACAAAAGUUCAUUCCAAGUGCAGUGGCCGUGUUUACCAAGCUAAUGAAACAACCUGUAUGUAUAACCGGUAUUUGCUUUGUCGUCUCGCUCUCUAUGACUAAACAUGCUGUCGUUGUUGACGAGGCCGUUGUAAUACAGUUCAUCCGCUGUCGUGGACCGGAAUUCCUCAUCAAGGCGCUAAAGUGCUACGCUGAUACUCCAAGAACCGAACCCGAAACACUGGUAGCGUGUUUCUUCCCGCUAGCCUGCAUGGGUCAAACAUCAGAUGGAAAGGAAUGGCUGGAGAAGAACAGCACUAAGGUUAUACAACAUACAGAUGUCAAACCACAUUAUAACAAUUCAAAGAGUGCUGCAGAGAGUUUUGGUGACAAAGGAGUCGCAAUUUGGACCAAUUUCUGGGAGUAUUUUGAAAAGAUGACCCAGUACCAAAUGGAUAGAAAAAUGGCGGAGCUUCUCGAGGAAGAGGAACACGAGAAAAUGAUGAAAACAAAGAAAAGAGAAAAGAAAAUACAAAAGAGGCAGACCAAACGGCAGCAACGGAAAGGAGUACAGACUGCCGUUACAAAGCCAAGUGAAGAGAGUACGCCGACCACAAACUGCCACUCUGAAGGAAAAACAACAGUAGGUAGUACGGAUGCGGGUAACGACAUAGAAGUGUCUACCAAACCACAGGUUGCAUGCAAAGACAUAAGAAACAUGAAAGACAACCGGACGAAAGAUGACGUCGUCAUUAUUUCCAAGAAACCCGAUGUUCCAGUAAAGCAGACGAAUCAUGACGUCAUUACGAUCUCCAAGAAACCCCCCAUGCCAUCAAAAAAUAUACCGGAUGACGUUAUCAUCAUUUCUAAGCGACCACCUGUUCAAUUCAAGAGCGAGAAGGAAACAAAUAAGAGGGAAUUAGGAGAUAUAACUUUUGGAAAUUUACCAAAUAGUGAAAACAAAGAUGGCGGGUCGUUUCCUUCGGAAAUGGAGACGAUGGCCCCAGCAGGUGCAGCGGAACAGUGUCUGUAUAAUUUCUAUGAUGCAUGCAACGAAAAUCAGUGGGUAACCGUGCAAGGAAAGAAGGAACGAGCAAAGACAAACAAAAGCAUUGAAGGUGCUCUCGAGUCUAUGUCUGGUCUCGAUCAAAAAUUGGAGUCGGAAACAAACCACCACAUUGACGAAAUGAAAAAGGAUGACAUAAAGAAGCGUCCAAACCAGCGUCAAAGACGUGGAAAUAAAGCAAACAAUGUUCCUAGAUGGGCCGACAUGGUUAAAGGCAACGGAAUCACUGAGACGGAACAAGAACAAGCUAGGCAAGUGCAAAAGACGUAUGCCGACAAAGUUGUAGGGAAGGCGUACGAGGAGAACUUUCCUGCUCUAGGUGGAGUUUCACACGUCAGAGAAGAACAGUGUAAUUGCGAACAACAAUUGCCACCAGAGCAACCGGACCCCCAGCAACGUGUGUGCAAUUUUAUUGCUGCUGUCGAAAGUACUACAACAGACAGUGAAGAUGUUCGCUCAGAUCUCACGUCAACUGAAAGUGUCGCGGAUGGAGACUGUGGCAGGACAACACCAUCUUCCGGAUACUUCGACAACAAGGCUGCAGCGGAUUGUUGUUCAUCAAUUCACAGUGGCGAAAUCUAUAUUUCACCGGCAAAAGAGGAUCGCUCGGAUUGUGGAUGGGAAGCCUGCGCACAACAGAAAGAUGUGACUGAUACAGAGAUCGCAUGCGAACGAACUACUAAACUGUUUGACAUUGCAGCUAGCGUCUUGUUUGAAAAGAAAGGACCAGAUGCUAAAGAACCACAUCCAAACAAUUCGAAGGAGAGAGACUUCCUUGGUUUACCUAAAAGAAGCGAAGAGCAUAAUUUCGAGUUUCUAUCGUCCGCCAAAACAUUGACACCAAAUGAAUGGGUUUUUGAGGAAGUAACGCAGAGUCAUGAACAACCAAAUGUAGCCGAACAGAAUGCUGAAAAUUUUGAGAAAGGAAAAGGAGAUGCUAGAGAAGAAUACUUUCCGGAGCUGGAGAAACGAGGGUUUUCCGAUGCCGUGCAGGACUGGCUGAAGAAUUCGUGUACACCAUUCAAUUCAGAGGCCAAGACAAACAAAGUCCUUUCAAAUAAUCCGCAGAAAACUCCAACCAUGAUGUUGAAGCAGAUUCAGGAGCUCCAGCAGAUACAACAUACAAAGAUGCCAGAAGGUAGGCGAGAGCAGGUGACGGUGAAUCAACUUCCAUUGAAACCACAAGAAACUAAGCACAUCAUUGCAGACAGUAAGCACAACAUUGCAGUUAUACAACCGAUAGGUCACGGGUCCAAUAGGAAACGGACUACAGAAGUCUCCAACAGUCACGUUAAGGAAACAGAUAAAACUGAUCAACGCAAUCUUUCGUUUGGAGAUUAUCUACUGAGAAAUGUGUCAACAAUUCCUACAGAACACGACUCCACGUGGCUUCCUCCUUCAGACUUGGCAGAUGAUAGUUCAGAGAAACAAGAUAACUACAGCAUCAACGCUAGUGAUCAGAACAAUGAUCUACCGUUUUUCCCUGGUUUCCAUGACGACACUAAACCGUCAUCUCCAGGUUUAUCUUCGCAGUUGAACAUGGAAUUGCUCCUCCAAUUGCAGCUCCUCAACUAUUACCAAGUCCAUGGCAAGGAGCAGGGAAUUAAAGGUUCUGUUUAUGGCCACGACUUUUCCUAUUAUUGUUCUGCAAUGGGUAUUUCCGAAGAGAAGAUUAAAUCAAUGGACAGUUUGAUGCCAGCAAGUGUUGCCAACGCAUGUGUUACACAACAGGUACAACCGGAUACCCUCCCUACUAUACCAGUAAAUGGCCAAGUACUGUCACGGAAGAACGCCGAUAUCGACCAUGAUCCUGCGAUAAUACUAACACUGGGUGAGAGAACACGCAACAAACAAACCAACAUACCUCAACAAGCCAUGGACAUAAUAGAGGAUACAAGCUUAACAAGAACGAACAUAUCCGGUGAGAAUACUAAUAUUGAACAUCAGAGGACUGUAUUCCAUGAAGAAAGAGAAAAGCGAUUCGCCAAAAUUGACACCAUCAAAUGGACACAGAAGAGUAAACGAUGGAAAGAUCAGAUAUCUGAGAUAUCGAAAAUGCCUUCGAUCUUUCUGAGACAGAUUGGAGAUAUUAUCAUUCCUAGGGAACACAUGGAGCGGUAUACCAUUCCUUACUCAGACGGACGGGCGGUACUUGGACUCCUGGUGGACGGCACGGAGGUGGCAGUGCACGUCAUUGAGUUGUCUUGUCGACCAAUCACAGAGGCCGUUCUAGAGAAACUGACGUCACACGAUAUCUCUCAUUAUUUUCUUGUGAAAUAUCGGGCCUUCAGUAUUGAGGCGAAUAUGUGCUUUUUGGCGAUGGACCUUCAUGAGUACAACCUCUCCGAGUACUUAGCCCUGAAACAGAUUGACAUCAACCAUGACCCAUUGACUAUCAACAAGAUGGCAUGGCAGAUACUGAAGGGCAUGGCGUCUCUACACGACAGCUGUGACGUAAUACACGAAAACAUCAUGCCUAGUAACGUUUUGGUUGAUGUAGAAGAGAAGCUGCGUUUGAGCGAGUACUCUCUGCCACCUCCCCUCGGUGGCAAUGUUCGCACUCUGAUCCCAACUUCCCCGAUGCCAGCCGACAGGUACUGCUGGAUGCCGACAGAGAUCGUGACGGAAUCUGGAACCUACAACAAACAGUCAGACAUCCAGGUAACAGGAAUGUUAUUGUACUACGUACUGACCGGGGGGGAACACCCAUACGGAGAUAACAACCUUGCAAUACAAGUCAGCAUCCAGCAAAACUGGCCGGAUAUCAAGUACCUCGGCGACGAAGUCAACGAUUUGCUGUCCAACAUGUUAUGUAUGCCACCUGAUAACAGACCAUGUAUAGGCGAUCUACUGAAGCAUCCGUACUUCUGGGCUGACGAGAAGCGACUUCGAUUUGUCCUUAUCGCUGGUUCGGACGUCCUCCGGGACAUGAAGCUGGGAGUGCCAACUUUUGGAGGGACAGGGGGGACUAUGAUCGACAUUAUCAAUGCAGUUGGUUGUGACACUUUCGCUAACGAUUGGAUGUCACGGGUUGAUCCAGUCAUUAUGAAGGAGAUGAGGUCAUUCCGUCAAUACAAAAACACUCUAGUGGAAUUGGUACUCUUUGUUUACAACUGCUGUCUUCACUUCGAAAAAAUGUCUGAAGAAGCAAGAAACGUACUAGACGAACCCUGCAAAUACUUCUUGUCCAAAUUCCCAACUCUCUUCAUGUCCGUGUUCAGCGCCAUUAAGGGGUCUGACCGAUCCCAAAAGAUCUGCUACAAACCAUUUUUCUGAAAAUAUUCUCAUCCUUUAUCAUACGGAAGAAAACGUCAUGGGAAUGUUAUUCAUAAACAGAUAUCUUUA
Messenger RNA from Ylistrum balloti, 5343 nucleotides. RefSeq lists its product as uncharacterized. Gene Ontology annotation, molecular function: RNA endonuclease activity; ATP binding; protein serine/threonine kinase activity. Bases 1 to 5274 code for a protein of 1757 amino acids. The transcript has 17 exons. Gene Ontology annotation, biological process: protein phosphorylation; mRNA processing; IRE1-mediated unfolded protein response. Gene Ontology annotation, cellular component: IRE1-TRAF2-ASK1 complex. NCBI's taxonomy places the organism in Eukaryota, Metazoa, Mollusca, Bivalvia, Pectinida, Pectinidae. The record is from RefSeq and is a predicted model, not a curated record.